GUUGACUCCUUGAGCAGGGAACUUUUUCAUGGCGUAGUGCCGUCCUGCAGCGUGAGAAUUUAAAGCAAGCACAUGAAGUUUAAAAAGACAAUGAGACAAGCACAAUUCAUUACUGAGACGAUUGUAUUGGGACAGUGUGGAUGCACUGUGCACUUCAAUAUAAUAGAAACGUCGGUGCAGCCAAUCGCUGUUAAAGAUGGUUUUUUGUUUUCCCAGGCUGAGACACUAAGUCUUCAUAUUUUGGUUGUCAAUUCAUCGUCUACGUGUUUACCUUGGUGAUGAUGUUUAUCGAUAAGACGCUUCUAAUUUUGACAAAUACCCCAGGGUCACAGGAUCUUUUUGAACAAACAAAGUCGAGAUUCGAUGAUCAGGCGUUGCAAGUUCGAGGAAUUCCCAAAUCAUUGCUUCCCGUAAGCAAUCGUCCUGUAUUGAGUUGGUGGUACGAUGUAGCAAGGACAGCCUUCGCCCAUACUUACAUUGCAGCUAAUGCACACAAUUACAAAAAAUACGAGCAGUGGGCGAGUGAUCACUCAUUCCCGAUAGAUCAUAUCGUCAACAGUGGUCUCAGGUACAAUCGUUUGCACCACCUGAGUAAGGGUCACAUCAGCUCAACUGUUUCUUAUUUUCUUAGCACAAGUGCCUUAGCCGAUAUUGCAUGCAUAUACCGAGUGAAAAACAUUGGACAAGACGUCGUCGUCGUCUUUAGCGACUUUUUAUACGAGCACCAUCCGGAAUUUCUCUCGCAACUGAAAGAGCCAGGCGAUUGCUGUAUCGUUUCGACACAGCUAGAAAUACCCAUUGCAUACACACUCAGUCAGUCCACCUUGCACUCGAUUGAACAGUAUCUGGAAGAAAACCAAUCUUCAUUCGACUCACCUACGGACGAACUCACCCACUUCAUGACAUCUCGUUCUGGAACGGCUUCCCUUGUUCAUAUUCCACACAAAGAGUCCCAUGAAUUCAUGCUGCCCACGGUCACCCUCGAUGAAUAUCUCCGUCAUUGGUCCAAAUAUUCUCCACCAGGCCUUGAGCGCAAGUUAUCCAGCGGCGUUCAUUUUUCCACGGAGCCAAUCGAAACAAAGGCGUAUGCCCGAGUUGGUCUGAUGGGGAAUCCAAGUGAUGGAUUUUACGGCAAGACUUUAUCUCUACUCAUCUCCAAUUUCUGGGCCGAGGUUGUCAUUUUACCCAACGCUGUGUGUGAUCCAGCAUUCAGCAGCAUCCGUAUUAUUGCCAACGCUGCAAGCGAUCCUUCUCAUCACACGCACCUGGGAUCUUUGAGUACAACUUGCCUUAUUGAUGGCUACGAGAACGGACAUCGGUUACUGCUGGCUUGCUGCAAAGUGUUUUACACAUAUUGCCAAAACAACAAGAUACCUAUCGACAUUCGUCAAGGGUUCAGAGUCUUAUUCGACACCAAUAUACCCCGGCAAGUGGGUUUAGCAGGAUCCUCGGCCAUCGUCACCGCAUUUUGGAAAGGGCUGCUUAGAUUUUAUGGUGUUACCGAACAGCAGAUCUCGCUUGAAAAGCAGGCAAGUCUGAUCUUGUCGGUGGAGCAGGACGAACUCGGUAUCACGGCUGGUUUGCAAGACCGUGUCAUUCAGGUAUACGGUGGUCUUGUGUAUAUGAAUUUUGAAAAAUCGUACAUGGAUCAAAACGGAUACGGACAGUACGAGUAUCUUGACAUGAACUUGUUACCACCUCUUUGGUUAGCGUAUGUGGCUAAACCAAAAGAUUCCGGCAAAGUCCACAGCACAAUAAGGCAGCGAUUUCUAAAAGGAGAUACAGAGGUGAUAGAAGCCAUGAAUCAGUUUGCUGAUUUCACAGAAAGCGCUUGCCAGAGCUUAAGGAACAACGACCAUCAUACUUUUGCUCAGCUCAUGACAGCCAACUUUGAACUUCGACGAAAGCUAUACGGGGAUGAUGUUGUAGGCAGCGCUAAUCUCAGGAUGGUGGAGAUAGCUCGGCAAAAUGGAUGCGUGGCCAAACUCCCGGGGAGUGGCGGAGCUGUCGUGGGAAUGUGGCAUGGCCAAGAUCCCCAAAGUCGCGAUAGAGACAUGUAUCAGUUAAAGCGAGAUUUAGAAAGCGACGGAUUUGUAUUUGUAAACAUAUCUCCUCUGGCCGCGCAACCAUAA
Molecule: messenger RNA, 2132 nt
Organism: Radiomyces spectabilis
Lineage: Eukaryota; Fungi; Mucoromycota; Mucoromycetes; Mucorales; Radiomycetaceae
Product: ribosomal protein S5 domain 2-type protein
Exons: 6
Coding region: 279-2132 (617 amino acids)
Molecular function (GO): ATP binding
Source: RefSeq, a predicted model, not a curated record